Cajanus cajan (pigeon pea) is the source of this 715-nucleotide messenger RNA. RefSeq lists its product as uncharacterized. Lineage: Eukaryota; Viridiplantae; Streptophyta; Magnoliopsida; Fabales; Fabaceae. The record is from RefSeq and is a predicted model, not a curated record.
AUAGGAUAUAAAAGAUAAAGCGCACAAGUAGUUGCGGACGUUGGAGGAAACCUUGCAGCAACAUGACAAAGAAGAAAGAGAGAAGGAAAGAGAGCAAACUGAGGAGUUACCUGAAGGCGCCUUUAAGGUUCUUGACAAAGGCCAGGGACAUGUACGUUCGUGGCAUGAUCGACUGCUCUGGCCAAUUAUCCUAUGUGGACGCCUCCAUGGGAUGCCCCACUGCCCACCUUUCCACAGUUCCAAGAAGCUUCAGUGUUAACUCAGCUUCAAGCGAAGAUGAUUUCAAGGACCUCGUAAGGGCCGCGUCGCUUAGGAGCUAUGGCCAUCACUUUCACUUUGAUGAAGCUGCCAUCAAAAUGCCUCGCAGUCGCAGCGCCGGAAUUGGAAGGAUCGAUGAAAACAAACCGUGUGAGUUUGGCCAUGAUGAUGUGAUCAAGGUCAGGCCCAAUAUUUAUCCACGAAGUAAAAGUUAUGCCAUCCAUAGAGGAGGAGCAGGGUUGUUUUGAUUAUUACAACGUUUUGUAACAAAAAAAAAAACAUGUAAGAUAAUGAUUGCUUGUUGUUUCUCUUGUUUGAUAAUUUGUGAAAAUCGUUCAGUCUUUUCUUCUGGCCCCUGGAGUGUUAUGUGAGAAUUUUAAAAAUAAUGUUUGGAUUCAGAAUUUGUAAGUACUGUUAUGUGAAUUGGUAGCAAUGGAAAUUUAAGUUUCGUUUCGUC